Molecule: messenger RNA, 1514 nt
Organism: Stomoxys calcitrans (stable fly)
Lineage: Eukaryota; Metazoa; Arthropoda; Insecta; Diptera; Muscidae
Product: poly [ADP-ribose] polymerase-like
Exons: 3
Coding region: 1-1341 (446 amino acids)
Molecular function (GO): NAD+ poly-ADP-ribosyltransferase activity
Source: RefSeq, a predicted model, not a curated record
AUGGAUUUCGAAUGGUCCACCAGCGUAAUCAUUCUAAAGAAGCGUAUAUGCAUUGUUAAUGAAUUUAGUGUCCCAAAUACCAAAAAAGUAAAAUCCAGUUCAUUUAUUGAAAUCAAAUUUCUAAUCUCUCUGAUACAAGUUUCCAAUUGGAGUUCAGUACGAGUAUUUCACAUAAAUAAAAUCUUUGUGAAAUAUCCGCGUACACUUUUGGUUCCCAAUUGCAUGUAUCCAAUUGAUAUUGAUUAUUCGGAAAACGAUAAGAUCGAUUUGAAUGUGGAAUAUGUGGAAUCUAAAUUGCCACAAUCUGUUCAAGAGGUUAUUAAACUUAUGUUUGACGUUGACACAAUGAAACGUACAAUGAUGGAAUUUGAUUUAGAUAUGGAAAAAAUGCCAUUGGGAAAAUUAAGCCAAGCGCAAAUCAAAGCAGCAUAUAGCGUUUUAAGUGAAGUAUGCAAGCAUAUUGAGGAAGGCGGAUCGAAUGCAAGAUUUAUUGAUUGUACCAAUCGUUUUUAUACGCUGGUCCCGCAUAAUUUUGGUACAGCAAGUCCCCCUCUGUUAGACACAAAGGAACAAGUCGAGACAUUGGUUCAGAUGUUAGAUUCGUUGUUGGAAAUUGAAUAUGCUUAUAAUCUACUUCAAACAGAAAAUACGAAAGAAGAUGUGAAUCCACUUGAUAAACACUACGAGCAACUGAAAACAGCAUUGGAACCAUUGGAUAAGCAAAGUGAGGAAUUCGCUUUGCUGAAAAAAUAUGUCCAAAACACUCACGCGACUACACACAAUAUGUACGAGUUAGAGGUGAUGGAUAUUUUUAAGGUGUCUCGGCAAGGAGAAGCACGUCGUUAUAAACCUUUCAAAAAGCUCCAUAAUCGUCGUUUGUUGUGGCAUGGUUCUCGUCUCUCGAAUUUUGCGGGUAUUCUAUCACAUGGGCUUAAAAUUGCCCCACCAGAAGCACCUGUGACCGGAUACAUGUUUGGCAAGGGCAUUUAUUUCGCAGAUAUGGUUUCAAAAUCUGCCAAUUACUGUUGUACUAGCAAACAAAAUUCUACUGGCUUCAUGCUGCUUUCUGAGGUUGCCCUCGGCGAUAUGUUGGAAUGCACCGCCGCUAAGUACGUCACAAAACUACCGGCUGGCAAGCAUAGCUGCUUUGGACGUGGUCGAACGAUGCCAGAUCCCAAAGAGUCAAUUAUUCGGGAAGAUGGCGUAGAAAUUCCACUAGGCAAGCCUAUAGAUAAUGCAAAUUUAAAAUCCUCUUUACUGUAUAAUGAAUUCAUUGUUUAUGACAUUGCUCAGGUUAACAUUCAAUACAUGUUCCGUAUGAACUUCAAAUAUAAGUACUAAUAAAACAUUACGUCAUUUCUUUAUGUGUGUCAGUUAAAUGUAUGUAUGUGCUACUAAUUCAUGUAUUUUUGUUCCAAAUUGAUACAAAAUAAAAGCACUGUAAAAGCUAAUACGAAAUGUCUUGUCAAUAAAAAUUUGUGUGCAUCACCAGGGAAUGACAGAAACGGCUUAAA